Molecule: messenger RNA, 342 nt
Organism: Dovyalis caffra
Lineage: Eukaryota; Viridiplantae; Streptophyta; Magnoliopsida; Malpighiales; Salicaceae
Source: the annotation of a GenBank genome assembly
AUGGCGUCGUUUGAAGAAGCACCACCUGGCGAUGCUAAAGCCGGAGAGAAGACCUUUAGGACUAAGUGUGCUCAGUGUCAUACCGUCGACAAAGGUGCCGGUCACAAGCAAGGACCCAAUCUGAAUGGCUUGUUUGGAAGGCAGUCAGGAACAGCUCCUGGGUACUCUUACUCUGCUGCUAACAAGAACAGGGCUGUCAUUUGGGAGGAGAAGACUUUGUAUGAUUACUUGCUCAACCCCAAGAAGUACAUCCCUGGAACAAAGAUGGUUUUCCCUGGAUUGAAGAAGCCACAGGACCGUGCUGAUCUCAUUGCAUACUUGAAGCAGUCUACCGCAUCUUAA